Messenger RNA from Andrographis paniculata, 1521 nucleotides. Its product is annotated as protein IQ-DOMAIN 12-like. NCBI's taxonomy places the organism in Eukaryota, Viridiplantae, Streptophyta, Magnoliopsida, Lamiales, Acanthaceae. The transcript is spliced from 6 exons. The coding region runs from base 118 to 1317 and encodes 399 amino acids. Gene Ontology annotation, molecular function: protein binding. The record is from RefSeq and is a predicted model, not a curated record.
CAAACCCUCAUCCAAAAGUUUAUUUUAAAUAAAAUAAUAAAAAUUGUUGCCUAUUUAAUUUGAGGAGUAUUAUUUCUGGCAUUAUAAAUCCAUGGCUACCCAUUUCUUCUUUAUUCGAUGAUCUGUUUGCUUCUUACAGACUUACUCCAUUCAGAUGAAGUUAAUGUAAGAGUUAUCCAUAUGGGCAAGAAAAGGAGGUGGCUUAGUUAUGUGAAAAGGCUGUUCUUCAUUCCCAAGUCGAAGACGAAUUCUGAUGAGGAAUCCAAAAAAUGGACAUGGUUUUUCGAAAGAUUCAAAUUCGGAGAGUACCGGGUGAUCGAGCCGCCUCAAAAGGCCAUAGACGAAGCGACAGAUGAGCAGAGGAAGCGCUCGUUGGCUGUCGCCAUUGCAACAGCAGCUGCUGCAGAAGCUGCCGUGGCGGCUGCCAAUGCAGCGGCCGAGGUUGUCCGUCUGACGAAUGCGCCAUAUGAACUCGACAGGAAAAAUCAUCGCGCUGCUGUCAAAAUUCAAUCUUCUUACCGAAGACAUCUUGCGAAGAAAGCGUUGAAUGCGUUGAAGGGAGUGGUGAAGCUUCAAGCGGUGGUUAGAGGGGAGCUAGUGAGGCGUAGGGUUGUCGACUCGUCGCCAUUAAAGUCAUUAUUUUUUUUGACGGCUCAACACGAAAGAAGAGUUCCUACAUUGCUCGAUUACCUUAGCCACGGCAAGAAAAUUCGAAGUCUCGGCCAAAAGGGAGGGAGCAAAUCCGGAGAAUUACACAGAAUUUGGGAUCCGAGCUUGGUUUCGAAAGAAGAAAUGGAGGCUUUGUAUCUUCAAAAACAAGAAGCAAUCGCUAAACGCGAGCGUAUGAAGCAAUAUUCGUUCUCCCAUCGGGAAAUAAGAAGGCAACACGAGCUCGACGCAAAUCCGAAGGACGAUGGCGACGAGAAGUCGAGGCCGCUAUCUCAUCGGCUAUCGGAGCUAAGGUUGCGGACUAACCGCGGGCGCGACCUAACGGAGGAAGUGAAGUCGCCGUACUCGCAGCCGAGAAGAUCGUUAUGUCACGUGAAGCAUAAGUCGAUCGGCGACGAGGAAAUAUCUUCACCUAAUUCUCCGGUUCUCCCGACUUACAUGGCUGCGACGAAAUCUGCGGCGGCGAAAUGUCGAUCGCUGAGCACGCCAAGACAAAGGCUGAGGCUAUGCGACACGUACUCGGGCGAGCAUUCUUUGCGUGACUUUCGGCUCUCGUCGUCGUGGAGUUUAAUCGACGGCGGUGAGAUGAGUUUCGGGGGCCGGAACAGUGUUUCAAGGCUUUCGACUUUCGGGUCGACGCUACGCUGAGGUCGAUACGGCUCGGAUCAGCCCCAUUUUUUAAUUUUCUUUUUUCCGGGAUGCGCCGUCGCCGUCGCCGUCGCCGUCAAAAUUCCGGGGUUAUUUUUGGCUGUUGCAAGAAGGUUUUCUACUUUGUCUGUUCGAGUUUGUUUGUAGGAUGAUGUAUUUGUGCAGAUGAUCUUUAUCUGUCUUUGUUUUGUGAAAUUGUUGGAA